AUGGCGACCGAAUCUUCGUUCCCAAUCGCAAGCAGCAAUGUUAAUCUUCGAGGUCCACAAUUUCAAGCAAACAAAGAAAGCUGGACACCGGUGCUUGAUAGGUUUGAAGAAUUGUUGAAGCAGGUUUCUGCGGAAGGGAAUGAUGUCUCCCUACGAAGACAUCAGGGUCGGGGACAGUUGCUACCAAGGGACCGCGUCGCACUACUACUGGACCAAGACUCUCCAUUCUUGGAGCUUGGAGCAUUCACUGGAUUUGGCAAUGAAGAUUCCACUCCGUGCGGCAACUUGAUUGCUGGAAUUGGAAAUGUUUGUGGACGCAUAUGUCUGCUCAUGUCUCAUAUUCCCACUCAAAGCGGAGGUGCUUGGAACGAGAUGACCGUGUUGAAGGUGAAUCGCAUGAUGGAGAUUGCAUUUGAAAAUGACCUUCCACUGGUUUCUCUCGUCCAAUCAGCCGGUGUCUUUCUACCACAACAGUUCCGAGUCUUCCAUAAAGGAGGUCAGCUCUUCCGUGACCUUGCGCUCCGAACCAGACAUGGGAAGCCUUCAUGUGCCAUUGUUUUUGGAUCCUCCACGGCUGGUGGAGCAUACCACCCAGCACUAUCAGACUACACGAUCUUUGUCGAAAAUCAAGCACAGGCUUUCCUCGGCGGACCUCCACUUGUAAAGAUGGCCACUGGUGAGGUUAUUGGAGCGGAAGAGUUGGGAGGUGCCAAAGUUCACGCAGUAACCACUGGUCUUGCAGACCAAAUCGCUUCCGAUGAAUUUGAUGCUAUUCACAAGGCGCGUGAGUGGGUAGCCACUCUCCAGGCACGUACCCCAUCUGUACCUGGCUUGAUUGAGCCCCUGGCCCCGAGGUAUCCUAUUGAGGAUGUGCUUUCUCUCGUGAACCCAGAUAUCCGAAAGCCGUUUGAUAUGAAAGAAGUAUUGCUGCGCAUUGUUGAUGAUUCGCGCCUGUUGGACUUCAAGCCUAAAUAUGGACCGAACAUGAUCACUGCGUCAGCUCACAUCAUGGGAUUCCCGGUUGGAAUUAUUGCGAACCAAUUGUCAGUUAUAAACCCUAACGAGGCGGCGAAAGCUACGCAGUUUAUUCGAAUGUGCAAUCAGCAGAAUACGCCAAUCAUUUUCCUGCACAAUGUUACCGGCUUCAUGGUUGGUGCCAAGGCCGAACAUGCCGGAAUCAUCAAAAUGGGCGCUCAGCUCGUGUCCGCGGUCAGCUGUUCGACUGUGCCUCAUAUAUCCAUUAUUUUGGGUGCUUCCUACGGCGCUGGCAACUAUGCAAUGUGUGGCAGAGCUUACAGUCCCCGAUUUUUAUUCUCAUGGCCUACUGGCCGCUGCAGCGUAAUGGGCCCAGAUCAGCUUUCUGGUGUGAUGGAAAAUGUCCAAAUAGCCAGUGCCAAAUCCAAGGGCCAGACGCUUUCACCAGAGAAGCUCAAGAAGCAGGUGAACACAUUCCGGGACAGAGUCCAGAAAGACGCAGAGUGCUAUUCGACCAGCUCGAUGUUGAUUGACGAUGGAAUUAUUGAUCCGAGGGACACCCGUGAUGUUUUAGGAAUGUGCCUGGAGGUGGUAUCGCAGCAAAGCGUGCAAGGGACCCAGACGCACAAUUUGUUGGCGCGAAUUUGA
This is a messenger RNA of Penicillium brevicompactum, 1623 nucleotides long. RefSeq names its product acyl-CoA carboxylase subunit beta. Gene Ontology annotation, molecular function: ligase activity. Lineage: Eukaryota; Fungi; Ascomycota; Eurotiomycetes; Eurotiales; Aspergillaceae. The record is from RefSeq and is a predicted model, not a curated record. The coding region runs from base 1 to 1623 and encodes 540 amino acids. The transcript has 7 exons.